AAAUACCGUCGAAAAAUAGAGCCGUUGGCCAUGCCAAUAAGAGCAUGAAGUGGCUAAAUGACACAGGGCAAAUAGCUUCCAAAAUCCACAGUAUGGAGUCGUCUAUCGUUCGUCAGGGUCUGAAUAGUACUCCACAUCUGAAGCUCAGCACAUCAUCGAAGCACGGCGCGGACAAUAUCCUGGACCGGACCGUUGGGCGCGGGGGAGAGACAGGCUCAGAGGCCCUGACCGACUUACCACCCCCACCGCAAAAUGAGUCUUUUUGGGAGACUCGUACUCUGCUCUAGUGGUCGUAGCCCGUAUCCACGAGGAGCACGGGGAUUAUCGAGAUUAAUUGGCAUGGGUUAUCAAACUUGGGAACGGCACAGGGCUCUCCUCGUUCGCUCCUUACAGGCCCCGUCAGCGCCAAUAUGCUGGCCCCGCCAAGAGACGCCACUCAACGGUGGGCAAAUUCCUGUGAACAAAACUGUCUCGAGUGCAGCGGGCGGCACUUGUAAAAGGGGGGCUUUUCACGAUUUGUGCGGCUGGUUUCCGAGACUCAUAUCGGCGCCGGCAUGCAUCAGCGAGCUUAUUGAGUCUCUCGCCCGCCAUUCUAGAUUUCUAUAAAAAAAUGCCGUCCACGCGUUCGGCCCCCAAAGUUAUGUUAGUGCUCAAAUCGUGGUGCUCAAAUGAUCGAGAGUCCAUGCAUGUGGAGUGAGUACAUCGGUACCAAUAAUUAGCAGGUGCCAAAUUGGACACAUCUCCACACCAGGAAGGCGCCAGGGGCAACAAAAAGCUGUCGGUAUGACCCCACCCCAGCAUUCGGUCUACGGACGCAUUUGCCAAGCAAUAUGCACUGGCGCAAUAAUCCAUUUUACAACAGGUCUCACCUCACACCCAUCCUCACCGAUCGAUCCCUUAAACGUGUCUGUGAUGGCUCUAAAACCGACGUUUCUCCGCCCAUGGCUAGGCGCCUUUGGGCCGCUCCUUCUGGUUGUUGUGUCACGGUGCUCUAUGAUUGCAGAAGGAGCUCCCUGUCAAUAUCGAAGCCUUGAUCGUCUUCUGUCUCGAUAAUGUCCCAGCUCGGGCACUAACACUCUUCCGUCAACUUGUAAUAACUGACCACUGCGCUUGCUAGGUUUUUUUGCACUACUGAUUCCCUCUUUCAUGCCUCUCAAGAGAGAUAGCGCCACGUGCUAUCCCUUUUUCGGGGCAUACGUACUUUCGGACGAGAGCCCAGGGCCAAUGUGGUUGAAGCGUCUUCAACUAGGCCUUCAGGGCGCCAUACAGUCCGGUCCUUGGUACCGCUACUCGAACCUAUUCUCGCUGUUCCGGAGAUACGAAGACUGUCAUCUGUUCCUGGUGGGCCGUUCUUAUGUCGGGAAUCGUUGCUAAUAGCGAGCAACAGGGCCCAUCAAACUCUUCGAGAAUGUGGAAAUGUGGACGCUUAAGUGGGUAACAGGCAUGGCGCAUCACAACGAAAACCGUUUUGGGGGUUAGACGAGAUUGAGUACUCUCAGCGGGGAAUUUGGUUAUUCAUAAUAUCUGGGGAAUGGCCAAUAUCGGCACAUUACCAUGGAAGCUAUCUCGCGCGACUUCCGCAAUACCGGUAUCAAUAUGCGUUCUUCUCCCUGGCCCCUUUCCUUUUUUUGUUCUUUCAAUUUAAGGAUAAGGGUAGCGUUCCGCCAGAUAGCAUUACAGACAUCAAGCAAGAUAUAAUAACUCGAGCCGUUUCAUUUUCUUCUCGUCACUCCAGCGGCCAAUUCAGUUUCCAUCUCCUGUUUUAUUACCUGUCUUUCCCACCGCCACUCGCCACUACUCCUUGUCUGAAUACAUUUUGCGACUGAUCCCUGGCGGCUAGAGUUGCCACUGGCUUGCACAGUGGUAGCCUGUGCCCAGACACCCCCCCCCAUCACCGCUCUAGCUGUUGUUACUUAAUUCCAGAUUGCCGGCACGCCUCAUCCGGGACUUCCCUUCCACCUAAAACAGUGUGGAGCUCCCAUUCAAGCUUCUCCAAUGUCAUUGUUAUGCUUAGGUAUCUAGCCUCCUCUUUCUUUCCACGUUUCCUGCUCUCCGCCCGCCUUGCUAGUUAGGGCUUGCCCGAUAGUCUCCAGCCCAUUUCAAGACAUGUGCGGGCGUCGUUCACAGCAUUCUCACUUACGAUGGAAGAUAUAAAACCAGAGGAGCCUGGAUCGACUGGAACUUCGUUAUGGAACGGCUAUCGAGUCCCCCUCCCGGCGCCAAUGUCGCGAUUCUCCCAUCAUUACGAGCAGAGUGCUCCAGUAUCGGAACCGCAAGAAAUACUGUACAGCAAUAGCGCAAAGGAUCCCUACAGCCCAUCGACACAGCACCAGCAACCACAGCAGCAACAACAAAAUGACAUGCUACCACGCCGAGGCAGCGAGUCUCUUGCUGUUUUUGGAGUCUCCAAGCUGAAUUCAGGAUUGACUUCCCAUCGUAGCUAUCCAAGCCUUAAGAGGCCGCAUGAGUCGUUCGACGAGCACUCGUACGCCAAUGUUGCCUCCUCCCUGCACGAAAGCAUACCGGAGUUCGACGAUUCGACUAAACCAACGAUUCAAUCCGAUCAUCGCCUACUGUCGUUUGAGCCUUUGUUGCCACAUGGGCAUACCGUCCUGGACCAAUAUGGAGCGCCCGCCAAACUGGAGGUUGUUGCGCAAAUACAUGGCAUGUUCUUUUUAUCUGAAAUAGCAACCCAUGCUGGUGACAACAUUAUCAUGCAGCCAGAACUCACCUGCUACCGGCGCAACCUCUUCCAGAUAUCAGGUUCCGUCACAUGCCCAGCGGGACCUCUGUCAGUCGUCACUGGCCACGGCGAGUCUAUGUCUAUUGUGUCGCAUGAGAUUACAGUUUCAGCUACAGAAUCUGUGGAUGGACACGAUAUCCGACUGAUUGUUAUACCAUGGAAGACCCCACCAGCCAAUUCCCCGGAUCUCCCAUCUGGCCAAGAGCAGGAGCCAGCGGCUAUAUCAAUUGACAGCCUUGGGAAUGACGACAAGAACAAUGAGACGGUCUCUCAACAAAUAGCAUGGAGGAGACUCCAGUUCCGUGUUGCAACAGCCAACAAUGGUCGUAGGAAAGAACUACAGCAACAUUUUGUAUUGCGCCUAAAACUAAUAUCCACGCUGUCCGAUGGAUCGAGGGUGUGCACAGUCGAAUCGGCAACAGCGCCCAUUGUGGUACGGGGACGAAGCCCCAGAAACUUCCAAGCCAGAAAAGAAAUACCGCUAGUAGGAUCGUCAGCUUCGCCAAGGGGCCAUAAUUCUCGCGUGUCUCCAUCUCAGAAGAAAGAUCCCUUGAUGGCGGAUAGACCCGGCAUCGCGAAGCCUACGAUGAUGGAUUUACCGAAACGCCCAUUUCAGUUCGAUACUGUCAACUUUCCUCCGUCUCCUCUGAUAAUCCGCGGCGGCUAUCCACAGUGGAAUCAAGCGCAGCAACACCCUGGGCACGCCGCAUCAGUCACAUCGACGUUUCCGCAGCCAAGCAGCAGCAUAUCUGCAUACCACAACGAACCCCAAAGAAUACAUGCGGUUCAGGAUCCGCCCUCUCAUCACGGACUGCCAGAGCUAACCUCACCGAUUGAGUCUUCAUCGCGGCAUUUCUACACGCCCCCAACGUCGUCACCUGCGCAAUUUGACCCUAACCCGCGUCCAAUGAAGUCUCCACGACAUACGGAGGUGCCCCACAGCUCGGUUUAUCAGCAAUUCGAAACCUCGUAUGGAAAUAACCUUGCGGGCAACCAAAAUCGCCUGUACUAUCCUCAUGCGCCAGCUCCACCGCCAUGGUCAGGCACCGAGCCAGAUGGGCCAAGCUAUAGCACGGCUAUGCACCUACCACCCCAACAGCCACUCCAACAUCAAACCCAUCAGACAGAACAUCAGCGGCAGCCAUCCCAGGAUUACAACUUUGCUUCAGAAGCAUACGUUGAUGCUAGGGACGACACCCAAAAUAUCGGAUACACAUGGAGCGCCGCUAGCUGAUUCAUAAUACACAUUCCAAACAUUUAUCAACGAGAAAAACACGAGUACGAGCCACGAUAUACCCCUUUGUACCAUAGCCGGUUAGCUAUCUACUCCAAAAUUAGCGUUUUGACGUCUGUUUUUCGAUUUUUUUAUAUUAAUCUUCUUGUUCCUCGCCAUUUUCUUGUUCUGUAAGCGAUGAUAUAGCUUUGAGAUGCGAGCAUUGUCCAGCGUCGGAGUUAUAGUGGCUUACAACUGGAAACAGGGAAGGGUUUUAGGGAGGGGAGCAGGAGAUCGGCGUAUUGCCAAUUAUCAUUAUUUGGUGAAUCUGUGUCCAGCUUGAAAUUGUUUACUCAUCUUGGGUCCGGUUCAGAGAUUGGAAGGAAAUGUAUUUCAUUACACGGAGGGGAUGGGAGCAGGGGAUAUAAAGGAUCUGGGAGGCGAAUCUUCCAUACCUACAGAACAAUAUAUCAUAUUCAUG
This is a messenger RNA of Pseudogymnoascus verrucosus, 4437 nucleotides long. RefSeq lists its product as uncharacterized. The record is from RefSeq and is a predicted model, not a curated record. Bases 2142 to 3977 code for a protein of 611 amino acids. Gene Ontology annotation, molecular function: DNA binding; DNA-binding transcription factor activity. NCBI's taxonomy places the organism in Eukaryota, Fungi, Ascomycota, Leotiomycetes, Thelebolales, Thelebolaceae. Gene Ontology annotation, cellular component: nuclear chromosome. Gene Ontology annotation, biological process: meiotic cell cycle; positive regulation of transcription by RNA polymerase II. The transcript is spliced from 2 exons.